UUCGAUUCGAUUCGAUUCGAUUCGAUUCGAUUCGAUUCGAUUCGAUUCGAUUCUCACAAAAAACUCAACAAGCUAAAACAAAAGUUACACAACCUAAACAGACAAAACCAGCAGCCACCUUGAUGCUCACAGCCACAGCCACCACCCCCAUUUCUGCCAGCAGCAACAGCAACCCAGAGACUUCUGAUAGUGAAGUUAUCACCUUGAAGAAAGCAAUUCUGGACCUAGACAACAUGGUUGCUCCACUUCGUACCAAAACUCAAAAGAAACUUGACAAGAUUGAGGAGGAGAUUACCAACUGCAACUUCUUGAUUGAUUCCGGUCUUGGCUCUAAGAAGGAUCAAGCAGAGCUCAAGAAGACGAAGCGCCAACUACGAAAUCGCCGUGUCAAGCUCUGGGAUGAGCUGAAGGCCCUCCCUGACUUGGAGGGGGAGCGUAAGGAGUUGCAGAUUCAGCUCAAGGAUCUUCGUCGCCGCUAUGGAAUUCUAGAUGAGGAAAUGUGACACGAGGCCCCCCGUUGGAACCCUAUCAUAGACCUUAAACGUAUAAUCCUAGCUAGAAUAUUGCAAUCUGCAUUCACUGAAAACUUAGCUGCCG
This is a messenger RNA of Seminavis robusta, 597 nucleotides long. The record is from the annotation of a GenBank genome assembly. Lineage: Eukaryota; Bacillariophyta; Bacillariophyceae; Naviculales; Naviculaceae.